AAACAAUCGCUGGCUACAACCCCCCAACAAGUCAUCGGACCUGUCAAUCAUCCGGUCGGCGCCCUUUGAUGUCGGGACUCCUCGCCUUGUCUUGGGCUCAAAUGAGCUGUUUGCUGUUGUAGGGAAACAUUAGUCCUCUAAAGCAGCCAGCCGGGGGGACGAGAAAUCUCAACUUUUUUUCCCUUGAAUGUGGUUGGGGUUUCUACACUUUUAGAGGCGCCCCAGGCAGAGGAGAGAAACUCCGUACAUUCUCUUUAUUUAUACUUUUUCUUUUUGUUGUUCGUCUUUUUUUAACUUAUUAAACAUCGGCAAAGGGAGGUGGGAGAAGUAGACAUGCCUCAGCUCAGCAGCGGCGGCGGGGACGACCUGGGAGCGAAUGAUGAGAUGAUAGCGUUCAAAGACGAAGGGGAGCAAGAGGAGAAAAUCCAAGAAAACGCGUUUACAGAGAGAGACCUGGCCGACCUCAAGUCCUCUCUGGUGAACGAGUCGGAAAUAAAUCAAAGUCCGAACUCAGCGGCGGUGAGACGGGGACAGCAGGGCGAGCAGAGGGGCUACCAAGAAAAGCACCGGGAGCAUCACGACGGAGUGUCGAAGCACCAAGAUGGAGGCAUGUACAAGACGCAGGCGUAUCCGGGGUAUCCGUUCCUGAUGCUGCCUGACCCCUACCUCCCCAACGGCUCCAUUUCUCCAUCUUCCAACAAAGUGUCGGUGGUACAGCAGUCUCACGGGAUGCACCCCUUGACGUCACUCCUGCCCUACAGCAACGAGCACUUCAGCCCGAGUCCUCCACAUCUGCCCACAGACAUGAGCCAAAAGACAGGCAUUCACAGGCACCAGUCCCAGGACCUCUCGGGGUAUUACUCCCUCCCUCCAGGCGGCGUUGGACAGAUCAGUCCCUCCAUGGGCUGGCAGAGUCAGCCCGUCUAUCCCUCCCUCCCCCCCUGCGGCUUCAGGCAGCCCUACUCCUCCAACCUCUCCAGCGCCUCCUCCUACUCCAGGUAUCGUAGCCUGCUGGGCGGACCAAGCCAGAUGCAGCCAAGAAAGUUCCCUCACUCUCUGAUGCUUGGCCCAUCAGGCAUGCAUCCCACAGGGAUCCCCCACCCAGCCAUAGUGCCCCCUUCAGGCAAACAGGAGCACGAUCAUUAUGACAGGAGCAUGUACAUGAAGCCGCAGGUGGAAGCCAAGCGGGAGAAGGAGCCCAAGAAGCCGGUCAUCAAGAAACCCCUGAACGCCUUCAUGCUGUACAUGAAGGAGAUGAGGGCGAAGGUCAUCGCAGAGUGCACAUUAAAGGAGAGCGCCGCCAUCAACCAGAUCCUGGGACGAAGGUGGCACGCACUGACCCGGGAGGAACAGGCCAAAUACUACGAGUUGGCCCGGAAAGAGAGACAACUCCACAUGCAGCUCUACCCCACCUGGUCUGCCAGAGACAACUACGAGGCGGGCCUUAGCGGGGUCGCAGGGGAAAAGAGUAAAGCUGAUUGGGUUGCUCCAGAGGUUGCCAGGCAGGGACUUCAGUCUGCAGCGUCCACGUCUGUGAGGGUCUGA
Notothenia coriiceps (black rockcod) is the source of this 1545-nucleotide messenger RNA. It is a transcript of the gene tcf7, whose product is annotated as transcription factor 7. The record is from RefSeq and is a predicted model, not a curated record. Gene Ontology annotation, molecular function: RNA polymerase II cis-regulatory region sequence-specific DNA binding; DNA-binding transcription factor activity, RNA polymerase II-specific. Lineage: Eukaryota; Metazoa; Chordata; Actinopteri; Perciformes; Nototheniidae. Gene Ontology annotation, biological process: canonical Wnt signaling pathway; regulation of transcription by RNA polymerase II. The coding region runs from base 334 to 1545 and encodes 403 amino acids. Gene Ontology annotation, cellular component: chromatin; beta-catenin-TCF complex. The transcript is spliced from 11 exons.